AAAAAUUCACGCUUUCUCGUCCUCACUAGUAAGCUCUGCUCUCAUCUCUUUCUCUCUCUUCUUCCAUCGCCGCCGGUGGUCACGCCGCCGUCGCCGCCGACGAAAUGCGUUUCUUCCUUCUCUUCCUCCUCUUCCUCAUCAUCAUCCAUAUUGCUUCUUCCGCCGCUCGAAUGCCUGAAUAUCAGGCGCUUCUCUCUCUCAAAUCUUCAAUCACCGACGACCCCCAGUCGGAGCUUUCAUCAUGGAACGUCUCCACCAAUCACUGCACUUGGUCCGGCGUUACCUGCGAUUCAACCCGUCAUGUCACUUCCCUCGACAUCUCCGGCCGUAAUCUCUCCGGUACUCUCUCUCCAAAUGUCGGACACCUCCGUUUCCUCAUUAAUCUCACCCUUGCCGCCAACCAGUUUAUCGGACCUAUUCCUCAAGAGAUCUCUUCUAUUUCCACUCUCCAGUUUAUGAAUUUUUCAAAUAAUCUCUUCAAUGAGUCCUUCCCGAAGGAGCUAUUUCGUCUUCGAAAUCUUCAAGUGCUUGAUUUGUAUAAUAAUAACUUAACCGGAGUACUUUCUUCCGGAUUCUAUCAGAUGUCUACUCUACGUCAUCUUCAUCUCGGUGGGAAUUUUUUUUCCGGUGUUAUACCGCCGGAGUUCGGUAUGUUUCCUUCUCUUGAAUAUCUCGCCAUUUCGGGAAACAGUCUCGUCGGCGUUAUUCCGCCGGAAAUCGGAAACAUAUCUACACUCCAGCAUCUCUAUAUCGGCUACUACAACAGUUAUACUAACGGAAUACCUCCUGAGAUCGGAAAUCUUUCUAGACUCGUUCGAUUUGAUGCGGCUAGCUGUGGACUCACCGGCGAGAUUCCUCCGGAGAUUGCGAAACUACAGAACCUGGAUACUUUGUUCUUGCAGGUGAAUACACUCGCGGGUCCUUUAACGCCGGAACUUGGAAGCUUGAUGAGCUUGAAAUCGAUGGAUCUGUCGAAUAACUUGUUCACCGGUGAAAUACCGGGUUCAUUUGAGAAUCUGAAGAACCUCACGCUACUAAAUCUUUUCAGAAACCAGCUGCAUGGUUCGAUACCGGAUUUUAUCGGAGAUUUGCCUUCUUUGGAGGUGCUGCAGCUGUGGGAAAACAAUUUCACUGGAAGCAUUCCUUCUGGUCUGGGAACAAAUGGAAAGCUUCAAAGUGUUGAUCUUUCGUCGAACAAAUUGACGGGUACCUUGCCGCCGGAUCUGUGUUCUGGAAAUACCCUCGAGGUUUUGAUAGCUCUGGGAAACUUCUUGCUUGGACCGAUCCCAGAAUCUCUGGGUAAAUGUGAGUCUCUUAAUCGAAUUCGGAUGGGAGAGAAUUAUCUCAAUGGUUCCAUACCCAUGGGUCUUCUCACCUUGCCGCAGCUCACACAAGUUGAACUUCAGGAUAAUCUAUUGUCUGGGUCAUUUCCUAAAACAAUUGGUAUGUCCGAAACUUUAGGUCAAAUUAGUCUCUCAAACAACCAACUUACAGGUCCAUUGCCUCCAACCAUUGGGGAUUUCUCCGGCAUCCAGAAGCUCCUUCUUGAUGGCAACCAGUUCUCUGGUCCUAUACCACCGGAAAUUGGAAGGCUGCAGAACCUGUCCAAGCUCGAUAUCAGUCUUAACAGCUUUUCCGGUUCAAUCCCACCUGAAAUCAGUCAAUGUAAACUCCUAACAUUCCUUGAUCUCAGCCGAAACCAGCUAGUUGGUAACAUCCCACCGGAGAUUACAAACAUGCAUAUCCUAAACUACUUAAAUUUAUCGAAAAAUCACUUUGUUGGAACCAUUCCUUCUUCUAUAUCUUCCAUGCAAAGCCUAACAUCUAUUGAUUUUUCAUAUAACAAUCUAUCUGGGUUAGUCCCUGGCACAGGCCAGUUUAGUUACUUCAACUAUACUUCCUUCCAAGGAAACCCAGGUCUCUGCGGUCCAUAUUUAGGGCCUUGCAAAGACGGGAAUUCCAAUCACUCUCACCCUGCUCAUGCAAAGGGGCUCUCAGCUUCUCUUAAGCUUCUUCUCGUUAUUGGCCUACUUCUCUGCUCUAUUGCUUUCGCAAUAGCUGCCAUUAUCAAAGCAAGGUCUUUGAAAAGGGCGAGCGAGGCCAGAGCAUGGAAACUAACAGCUUUCCAACGACUGGACUUCACUUGCGACGAUGUAUUGGAUUGUUUGAAAGAAGACAACAUAAUAGGGAAAGGAGGUGCUGGGAUUGUAUACAAGGGUGUAAUGCCAAACGGGGAUCUGGUUGCUGUGAAAAGGCUACCUGUUAUGAGCCGUGGAUCUUCCCAUGACCACGGUUUCAACGCCGAGAUACAGACUUUAGGGAGGAUUCGCCAUCGCCAUAUCGUUAGGCUAUUGGGUUUUUGUUCUAACCAUGAGACUAAUCUAUUGGUUUAUGAAUACAUGCCUAAUGGUAGUUUGGGUGAAGUUCUUCAUGGUAAGAAAGGAGGACAUUUGCAUUGGGUUACAAGGUAUAAGAUCUCAUUGGAGGCUGCUAAGGGCCUUUGCUAUCUCCACCACGACUGCUCCCCACUCAUUCUUCACAGAGACGUUAAGUCGAAUAACAUUCUCCUCGACUCCAAUUUUGAGGCUCACGUUGCUGAUUUUGGACUCGCCAAGUUCUUGCAAGAUUCUGGAACUUCGGAAUGCAUGUCUGCCAUAGCCGGCUCUUAUGGUUACAUUGCUCCAGAAUACGCUUACACACUAAAGGUGGACGAGAAGAGCGAUGUGUACAGUUUCGGUGUUGUUCUGUUAGAACUCGUGAGCGGUAAAAAGCCAGUGGGAGAAUUUGGGGACGGAGUUGACAUUGUCCAAUGGGUGAAGAAAAUGACAGGAGGACAGAAAGAAGAAGUUGUAAAAAUCCUCGAUCAAAGGCUCCAUACGGUUCCUCUACACGAAGUGAUGCAUGUUUUCUAUGUGGCUAUGUUGUGUGUAGAAGAGCAAGCAGUUGAAAGACCAACCAUGAGGGAAGUGGUUCAGAUUCUAACCGAAAUUCCAAAACCGGCGAAUGCUAAAGAGGAAGGAGGAGAGGAGUCCCAACCGCCGCCACCAAUAUCAGAUGCUUUGGAGACUUUACAAUCAUCUACGUCGGAUCUUGAUCUUCUUAGCAUUUGAGAAAUAUUAGUCUUGGUUUGGUUUUGAGAUCGGUUCUAACCGAAACUCGGAAUUCAACAUUUUCUUUUAUUGGAUCGGUUGUUUUAUGUUUUUUCUUUGUAUGUUGUUUUGGAACUUUUAAUGUAAUUUCUGGUUUGUUGGAUCUUCUUGUUUGUCUCUUAAGGGUGUUCGAAGUUUUAUUUUGGGAUAUCUAUGUACAGUAGGAAGGGGUUAAUUGAGGUUGUUAUUUGUUGUU
Messenger RNA from Impatiens glandulifera, 3345 nucleotides. RefSeq names its product leucine-rich repeat receptor-like serine/threonine-protein kinase BAM1. The record is from RefSeq and is a predicted model, not a curated record. Gene Ontology annotation, biological process: protein phosphorylation. The transcript is spliced from 2 exons. Gene Ontology annotation, molecular function: protein kinase activity; receptor serine/threonine kinase binding; ATP binding. The coding region runs from base 105 to 3110 and encodes 1001 amino acids. Lineage: Eukaryota; Viridiplantae; Streptophyta; Magnoliopsida; Ericales; Balsaminaceae.